AUGGCUGCUCAAUCAUCAUCUGCUCCACAUCAAAUGCAAGUUCGUGUUACUUUCUACACGAGCCACAAUCCACAAUCUGUUUUGAUGAUUCUUAAUAAUGAACAGGCUCUGGAACAGAUCACAGAGAAGGCACAAGAGCUCUUUUCAUCUGCAGACUAUCGUCUUUUCUAUGGUGACGUGAAUGGUCCAAUCUACGAGUUCACCGAUUCGGAACAGGUCAUGUCCAAGAUCCGUAUCACGACCUUUUCGCGCACUCCACAACUGUUUGUUCGUCUUGAAUCUGGAUCAUCUGUUCCAUCAUCCUGCAACAAGAAGACGUCAACUUCCAAAGAAUCAAAAAGUGGAGCGUCUCUCAAACGCAUUGAACAAAACCAGGAGCUUACUUUGAAGAAGGUCGAGCAGCUUCAGAAGGGUCUUGACCGAGUUGUUGUCUUGGAGACGAUGCUGGCUGAGUUGAAAACCAAGGAAUCGAAGACUGUUCCAGAAGUGGAGAAGGAAGUCAGACCAUUCCCACCAUCCAAACAUUCAGCCUCGUGCGAUGCUUGCCUUGGAGACAUUGUUGGACAUCGUUACAAAUGUCUUGAGUGCGCUGACUACGAUUUAUGUGAGAAGUGCGAAAGAAAAUCGGUUCACUAUGAACAUGCGAUGGUCCGUAUUGUCUCUCCAUCUAUGACCAAGAUCCCAUCUUAUGUAACCAACAACUCACCAAACAAUGUCUUCCCAAGAUACAUGCAAUCGAGACAAAUUUCCGAUUUCGAGAGACAAAUUCUUGAGCAACUGUCUCGUAGAUCAAGAAUCGCUAAGAAACAGGGAACCCCAGUCUCUCCACCAGCUGCUGAAUCGGUCCCAACUCCAGUCUCUGCUCCAGCCGCUGCUCCAGUGGCAGCUCCAGAACCAACCUCAGUUUCAGCACCACCUUCCGCCCCUGUUACUGGCCCAGAAGCCAGUAAGUUUUGCUUCGUUAUAUUAACCAAAUAUAUUAUUAUUUUAACAUUUUCAGGAAUCUUCAACGAUGAGACUUGUGCAGCUAUCAUCAACAGUGCUGCUAUUCUUAAGGAUACCUUCAGCACAUUGAGCAAAAGUUUCAUGGAUUUGGCUGAUGGAGCUCAAGCUAACAUGGGAACAAAGAUCGUCGAUAGAUCCACAAUGGAAGCUGGAGUCAGAAAAGUUGAAGAGAAGGUCGAUAGCUUGAAGAGACACUGUGAGGAGAAGUGCUUUGGAAUUCCAGCUCCAACUACCGAAACCUUUGAAGAAGUCCCCAGAAAAUCUGCGGAAUCUGCUCCAGGACCAAAAAUCAAGAAAGCUAAGAAAAAGUCUGUCUACAAGAAAUCUUCUGAGAAGCUCGUUGCAAUGACACUAGCUGCUGCUGCUGAGGAACAGUACAAAGCAAGAGAGGAAGCGAAGAAAAGAGCUGAUGCCAGUACCGCUGAGCUCCAAAGAAAACUCGCCGAACUCAACAUGAAGCCAGCAACCGAACCAGUCAGCCAAACUCCUAUUCAAGAGAGCUCCAAUGGUGGAUCUCUUGAUGCUUUAAUGAGAGCUAUUCUCUCUCCACCAACCGUUGAUCCAACCACAACUCCAAAUGUUGAACCAGCUACUCCACAGGCUCCAACUCCAGUUCCUUAUGAACCAAUUUAUCCAACUGUUGAGACGCUGAUUGUUCCACCACUACCAGUUGCGGAGCCAAAGUUAGAAGGAUUUAUUCCACCACAAACUAGUGUUCCAAUCUCGAUUCACUCUUCAUUCGAAAACAUCUCAUCCGACAUGGAGAGUCUCAGUCCAUCUUGGGGACAGUAUGAGGAAAAUGCAGACGCUGCAGAACCAGAAACCAUGGAGGAGAAUCUUCUUGAUUUUGAAAACAUCGUAUUGGCACAAGGUCCGUCUACUUCUGAUCCAAGUCUAGGUCAACCAUUGGAUGCAGCCACCGAGAAGACUUUCGAUCGUCUUUUGGAAAUGGGAUUCGACUACAAUGUAGUCGUUGCAGCCAUCAAAGCCAAUGGAUCGGAUCUUGAGAAGUGUCUCAUUUAUCUCAUCAACUGA
Messenger RNA from Caenorhabditis briggsae, 2040 nucleotides. Gene Ontology annotation, biological process: mitophagy; aggrephagy; endosome organization. The transcript has 3 exons. The record is from RefSeq and is a predicted model, not a curated record. Lineage: Eukaryota; Metazoa; Nematoda; Chromadorea; Rhabditida; Rhabditidae. Gene Ontology annotation, cellular component: amphisome; aggresome. Gene Ontology annotation, molecular function: K63-linked polyubiquitin modification-dependent protein binding; zinc ion binding; protein kinase C binding. Bases 1 to 2040 code for a protein of 679 amino acids.